Messenger RNA from Microplitis demolitor, 1236 nucleotides. RefSeq names its product odorant receptor Or2. Bases 1 to 1236 code for a protein of 411 amino acids. Gene Ontology annotation, biological process: detection of chemical stimulus involved in sensory perception of smell; sensory perception of smell. The transcript has 6 exons. Gene Ontology annotation, cellular component: plasma membrane. The record is from RefSeq and is a predicted model, not a curated record. Gene Ontology annotation, molecular function: olfactory receptor activity; odorant binding. NCBI's taxonomy places the organism in Eukaryota, Metazoa, Arthropoda, Insecta, Hymenoptera, Braconidae.
AUGGAAAAGAAGACUAUUAGCGACCACGCGUCGAUAAAAAUCACGUGUUUUUGUAUGAACGGAAUCGGCAUGUGGAGUAUCGAGAAACGACGAGAUAGAAUAAUUUCAAAUAUUGUAGUAUGUUACACUGUGGCUACCUUAAUUUUUGGAUUCAUUGUCGAAGCCAUAGAUAUUUAUUACUGUAUAGGUGAUUUACGCGAAAUGUCUUAUGUUGCACCUUGCUUAUUAAAUGAAAUUGUUGAAUUAUUGAUGAUGGGAAAAUUUAUAAUUAAUCGAAGUGAAGUUAUGGAUUUCAAUAAUUAUACAUUUCGUAAAUUUUGGAGUGUUCCGUACGUUGAUUCGGAACGAAAAAUAUUGGAUGAAUGUAAUAAAAAAAGUUUUAAAAUAAUUAUUGCUUACAUCAUCGUGAUACAACUGGUUGUUUGGCAAUAUAUAACGAUUCCUAUAAUAGAAUCCUAUGGGAAAAAUUCAUCCGAAAGAACUUUACCUUAUAAUCUAUGGUUUUCAUUUAUUCCAUUCAGAGAAACACCAUAUUAUGAAAUAAUUUUUUUUUUACAAUCAGCUGCAACAUUAACUACUGGCGUUUGUGCAACGGCAUUUGCAACAUUUUUAUUUACAAUAAAUAUUUAUGCUACUGGACAAUUUAAAAUUUUACAACUACGAUUGGAAACGUCUUGUCAAGGGUACAAAAUUGAAAAAAUAAACUCAGUUGAGCAAAUAAAUUUAAUAGCUGCAGAAUCUUAUAGUAAUCUUCGAAAGUGUGUUGAAUUACACAAAGUACUGCUUCAAUAUAUAAUAAGACUAGAAAAUCUUUAUUGUCAAAUAAUGAUGGUUCAAACCCUGACCAGUGUUUUUCUCAUUUGUUUAACUGGCUUUCAAAUAGUCCUGGGAGUUGAUACUUCUAUUCUCCGGACAUCGCGGAGUGCUGUUUAUUUUGCCUGUUUAAUAACUCAAUUACUUUUGUAUUCUUGGUCAUGUCAUGAAAUAAUUAUCGAAAGUUUAGAAGUCGCUGAAGCGGCUUAUCGGGCUUAUUGGUACAGUUUGUCUUGGUCUAAAUAUGGAAAAUUAUGCAGACAAGCUUUGUCAAUUAUUAUGGCGAGAUCACGCAGACCAUGUAUUUUAACUGUCGGGAAAUUUGUUCCCAUGUCUCUUGAAACAUUUACUUCAGUUUUCAAUUCGUCUUUAUCAUAUUUUACAAUCUUACGACAAAUGAAUGAAGAAAUAGAAAAUAAUUAA